AUGUCGGAGGGCAUCGUUGGCUGCAAAAAGCAGGCGGCGGAGGCACAGAUGUGUCACCACUGCGGUGCCCAUUUCAUCAAGUUAACGGCGAAGUUCUGCUCCAGGUGUGGCACGAAGAAGAAAUCUUUUUCGGGCGGGCGAAAAGAGACGAGGUGCUCCGUUAACGAUAGACGCACUCCAUUGAGGGGCGGCCUUGACACCACAGGGACCUUCCGCGAGGGAGGAGAGGGUAGCAAAGACGGUGGCGACGGCAACCGCACUAGCAGUGUUGUCGACUAUGGCGAGACAGCACCAAAGGCUGCCGUAUCACCACAACCCUCGACCAUUUCAUUGCCACAGCUGCCGAUGAAAACUGACGACGACCUGCAAGACGUUGCAGCUGACGACAGCACGAUUCGCGUGACGCCGGAGGAGGAGGAAAGAUAUAGUUCGUGGGCCACACUGAGCCCAGAGGGCAUCACUCCGGAGAUGCUGCAAACGAGCGACGCACCUGUGCUCCGAUCGUGGCGUCGUGGUCUGUUGAUUGGCCGUGGGACAUACGGCUCUGUUUACUUGGGUUUACUCAACGAUGGCUCUUUCUACGCCGUGAAGUGUGUGGAGAUUGGGAAGAAAACAGGUGUAUUCAGUGUCAAGGAGCUUGUCUCCCUGUCGCGGGAGAUUAACAUUAUGCGGCGUCUGCAUCACAAGAAUCUCUGCACCUUUAAGGGUGUGUGCUACGAUUCACCGAGUACCACCAUUUGUAUGUUUAUGGAAUACAUCGGUGGUGGGCCCUUGUCCUCUUUAGUGAAAGUUUUUAAACCAUUGCAUCCUGCCGUGGUGCGAAGCUGGACCCAGCAGCUGCUCAAGGGUCUGCUUUACCUGCACACGCAGGGCAUUAUACACCGCGACAUCAAGGGCGAUAACCUUCUUGUAGACACCUCAAGCGAUCCAAAACUGGAGUCGCAAAUUAAACUUGUGGACUUUGGCGCGGCCAGACGACUCUCGGACGCCGUGGCACAGAGCCGGACCGUUAUUGGCACCCCAUACUGGAUGGCGCCGGAGGUGGUAGACGUGACCGGCAGCGGCGAAGGGUACAGCUACAAGGCCGAUGUUUGGUCCGUGGGGUGCACCGUGGCUGAGAUGCUCACAGGCAAGCCACCGUGGCCGAGUCAGGUGAACGCGCCCGCUGCCAUCAUGAUGAUUGCGCAGGCGAAGGACGGACCGACAGAGAUUCCGGAGGCGGAGGCGACGCCGGGGUGCCUGGAUUUUAUGCGUAGGUGCUUUGUGCGAGAUCCGGGGCAGCGUCCAACCGUGGAGGAGCUCAUGCAGCACCCCUGGAUUCUUGGAGAGAUGGAGUAG
Messenger RNA from Trypanosoma rangeli, 1338 nucleotides. Its product is annotated as putative protein kinase, putative,serine/threonine-protein kinase. The transcript has a single exon. Gene Ontology annotation, biological process: protein phosphorylation. Gene Ontology annotation, molecular function: ATP binding; protein kinase activity. The record is from RefSeq and is a predicted model, not a curated record. Bases 1 to 1338 code for a protein of 445 amino acids. Lineage: Eukaryota; Euglenozoa; Kinetoplastea; Trypanosomatida; Trypanosomatidae.